Molecule: messenger RNA, 6123 nt
Organism: Aedes albopictus (Asian tiger mosquito)
Lineage: Eukaryota; Metazoa; Arthropoda; Insecta; Diptera; Culicidae
Exons: 2
Coding region: 295-5889 (1864 amino acids)
Biological process (GO): DNA integration
Molecular function (GO): nucleic acid binding
Source: RefSeq, a predicted model, not a curated record
ACCAGCCACCCACUGGAAGCCGAACAAAGUUUGUAUACAGGUUCGGCUCCGGUAAGUACGCCAACUAGACAUGUAAGGAUCGCAGCCGAUACAAUUGCAGCUAGUAGGGCACCUGAUGUGGGGGGAAUAAUUCAAUCAAAUCCGAUUGAGCAGUUGUUUGAUAUUAGUUCCUACACUGCAAGUAGAGCCUAUCCCAUAGCACACGAAACUUUAGCAAACCAGCAUAGGGCAAUAGGAAACAACACAAUAUUCCCAACUGUCAAACCACCACCACACCCUACUAACACGGCUCCAAUGCGGAGUGUCUCGAGCUAUCCGGGCCCAAUAUUCUCGCUUCCAACGGGUUCCUCCGCUCCUCCCUUCCCCUCAACGACAAACGUUCAAUCGUUCGCGAGUGAUUCGAUCGGACCAAGAUCGACGAGUGCUUUACCGAUCAGUGCUACCGGUGUUCCAGUGACAGUGUAUGCGAGUAUAAGUGAACAACCAGUGCAUUCCUCUCCGUUUAUCGGCAACCGUUAUCACAGUGGAACCAUUUCGUCGGCAUCGAUUAUCAACUCCAGAAUAGGACAGCCAGCAAAUCCUCUGCCGAUUGGAUCGGCGCCAGUAAAUCCAAUUGGAAUACCGGCCGCUUCAGCAAUUUUCCCUGGAGCAGUCUCCGCUGCACCAGCGAGUGUACCAGGCUUCAACUAUUCUCCGUACCCACAGGCGGUACAAGGUGGUCCAGGUCAUCCCGUAUCUUCAGCAAGUUACGACGCUCAACUUUUCAACGCUCCUACCGCCCAGCAGCUGGCGGCCCGUCACGUCGUCCCUAGGGAACUUCCACCAUUUUCUGGGAAUCCUGCUGAAUGGCCGUUAUUUUGGAGCAGUUUCGAGACGUCGACGAGAAUUUGCGGCUACAGUGAUGCGGAGAACCUCAUGAGGCUUCAAAGAUGCCUUAAAGGAGAAGCAAGGAAGGCGGUGAACUGUUUCCUUCUCCACCCGUUGAAUGUUCAGGAAAUUCUUCGUACUUUGUGCACCCUCUACGGACGACCAGAAGCCAUCAUCGGGACAUUGCUUGCGGAGGUACGAGCUACUCCGGCUCCACGAUCCGAGAAGUUGGAAACCGUCAUAAAUUUUGGACUGGCGGUACGGAAUCUUUGUGCCCACUUGAUAGUGACUGGGCAAGAGAUGCAUUUAGCGAACCCGAUGUUAAUCAACGAGUUGGUCGACAAACUUCCAGCCAACAUCAAGCUGGACUGGGCGUUGUAUACACAGCGCGUGGCACUAGCGGAUUUGCGAGCAUUCUCGGAGUAUAUGAACGUAAUCGUCGAUGCUGCGAGCCGGGUAACGCCGGUAAUGAAUAAACCGGAGAAAUCGAAGGAAAGAGCCGUCGUGAAUGCCCACGCGUCGGAAAGCUAUGCGAGCAAGAUCCGCGGAGAGCAGAAACCGAGUACGACGAAGACAAGCUACACAAAACCACCAGUAGGAGCUAGUGACAAGCCAUGCUUGGUUUGUAAGACUAGUGGGCACAAGCCGAAGGACUGCUCGUCUUUCAAAUCGAAAUCUCUGGAGAACCGAUGGAAAAUCGCGCAGGAACUUCACCUCUGCAGAAGGUGUCUUUACCCGCACGGAAAGUGGCCCUGCAAAGCAUCGCUGUGCGGCGCGGAUGGCUGUGAACAACGCCAUCACAAUCUCCUUCAUCCCGGCGACCCAAGGCAAGAACCAGAAUCUACCGCAACUUCAAGUGCUGUAACAGGAGUAGUAACUGUCCACCAAAACUGGCACAACAAAGUGCUGUUCGGAAUUGUUCCCGUUAUGUUGCAUGCCAACGGCAGAUCCGUCCAAACCUUUGCCUUCCUAGACGGAGGGUCGGACUCAACUUUAGUGGAGAAGUCGCUGGUGGAUCAGCUCGGCGUGGAAGGAUCUGUGUCUCCACUGUGCAUGCAGUGGACCAACGGAGUUAAAAGAACCGAGGAAGAUUCCAGGAGGGUCCAAUUCAAUAUCUCCGGAGUAGGACAAGGCAAGCAGUUCCAGUUACGAGGCGUACAGACCGUGGAGAGUUUGGACCUACCCCACCAGUCAAUUCGCUUCGAGGAACUUGAAGGUCGAUUCGCCCAUCUGCGAGGGUUACCCGUCGUGAGUUAUCGUGAUGGAGUUCCGGGUAUCCUAAUCGGUCUGGACAACACCAAGGUGAAGACUUCCCUAAAGCAACGCGAAGGAAAAGCCAACGAGCCGGUAGCCACCAAAACAAGGCUAGGAUGGGUGGUAUUCGGCCGUACCGGGACCCUUGAUCAAGCCCAGCCUAAUCGGGUCCUCCACGUCUGUACCCGUUCUCACGACGACGACCUCAACGAACUUGUCAAGCAGUUCUUCUCGACGGAAAGCGUAGGCGUGUCUGCUGCGAAGGUUACGGAAUCAGCGGAUGAUCAACGAGCACGAGAUAUUCUGGAAUCGACAACGGUUCGGACUCCCUCCGGUAAAUAUCAAACAGGCCUUCUCUGGAGGUACGAUGCCGUCGAGUUUCCGAAUAGUCGUCCAAUGGCCGAGCGACGUCUAAAAUGCCUUGAACAUCGGCUCACCAAGUCACCAGAACUCUACGAGAAAAUGAGGCAGCUGAUGGUCGAUUAUCAGACGAAAGGUUACGCCCAUAAAGCUACACAACGGGAACUGGAAGAAUCCGACCCCAAACGCGUCUGGUACCUACCGUUAGGGGUGGUCGUAAACCCAAGAAAACCCGAUAACCUUCGCGUAGUGUGGGAUGCAGCCGCCGCAGUUCAAGGAGUCUCGUUCAAUUCCGUACUCCUCAAAGGACCGGAUUUGUUGGUACCCCUUCAAACCGUGCUUUGUCGCUAUCGUCAGAGGAACAUUGCCAUCAGCGCGGACAUAAUGGAAAUGUUCCAUCAGGUGCAAAUACGACCGGAGGAUCGACAAGCACAGAGGUUCCUGUGGAGAGACAACCCAGCUCAGCCAGUGCAAGUUUUCGUGAUGGAUGUGGCCAUUUUUGGUUCCACGUGCUCGCCGUGUUCCACCCAAUAUGCCAAGAAUGUCAACGCUAACGACCACGCAGAGGAAUUCCCGAGAGCAUCCGUUGCGAUCAAGGAGAACCAUUAUGUCGACGACUAUUUGGAUAGCGUCGAUAGUGUCGACGAGGCAGUGCAACUGGCAACCGAUGUUAAAACGGUACAUGAACGAGCAGGAUUUCAAAUACGACACUGGACGUCGAACUCUCCAGAAGUUCUCGAGCGAAUAGGAGAACACAAUACCCAAGCAGUGAAAAGCUUCGUGAUGGACAAAGGCAGCCAACAGGAACGCAUCCUGGGAAUGGUCUGGAUGCCCGGCGAGGACGUGUUCUCGUACACCACGAGCUUCCGCAGCGAUUUGGAGCGUCUUUUUGAUACAGCCGUCAUUCCUACCAAGCGAGAGGUUUUGCGGCUGGUAAUGAGUCUGUUCGACCCUCUGGGGCUCGUGGCUUCUUUUGUCAUCGAAGGAAAAGUAAUUAUUCAGGAAGUUUGGAGGGCAAAAGUCGGCUGGGACGAACGUAUCCCCGCAGACAUCAUUCUUCGAUGGCAACAGUGGUUGGAGGUGCUGCGGUCACUAGAUAAAGUGAAGAUCCCUAGGUGCUACUUCCCAGGAUACAGCAAAGAAGCCUACAAAUCACUGGAACUACACGUCUUCGUCGAUGCCAGCGAGAGUGCGUACGCGACCGUUGCCUACUUCAGAGUCGUCGAUAAUGGGGAGGUUCGAUGCUGCUUGGUAGGAGCGAAGACAAAAGUAGCUCCAUUGAAACAGCUCACCAUACCACGCUUGGAACUUCAGGCAGCGACGAUUGGGGCGAGGCUAAUGAAGACAGUUACCGACAACCACACCCUUGCAAUCAAGCGCAGAGUACUAUGGAGCGAUUCACGAACAGUGCUCUCGUGGCUCCGUUCUGAUCAAAGACGAUAUCGCCAGUUCGUGGCAUUCCGCGUCACGGAGAUAUUGGAGGAAACGAGCGUUGCAGAUUGGAGAUGGGUGCCAUCUAAGCAGAACGUGGCGGAUGAGGCCACUAAAUGGGGAAAGAGUCCCAACUACUUUGAGAGUUGCCGCUGGUUUAAAGGACCGGCAUUCUUGUACGAGGAUGAAAGUCAGUGGCCCGUGGAAGAUUCUGGGAUGGAGGAUUCUACGACCGAAGAGUUGCGGAGCGUCCACAUCAACGUGCAGAUUUCAAUCGAGCCUCUUAUGCAGUUCCAGCGGUUCUCCAAGUGGGAAAGACUGCUCAGAGCGACGGCGUAUCUUCGGCGGUUCUACAAAAACUGCCAGCGAAAAAAGGCCGGUCGUGCGAUCCACGUGGAUGCUCUCUCGAGCGAGGAGCUGAAUGCAGCGGAACAUACCAUCUGGAGGUUGGUGCAGGCAGAGGCUUUUCCAGACGAGAUCCGCUCACUACGCAAAGAUCAGUCCGUUCCCGAAGGCCAGCAGACAACUGUGGAAAAGAGUAGCCAUAUUUACAAGCUGUCGCCGUUUAUCGGCGAAGGAGAUCUCAUGCGGAAGAAUGGACGAAUAGCAGCAUCGCCGUACAUUCCGUACGGUACGAAGUUCCCGAUCAUCAUUCCAAGAAAUCACCACGUUACGGACCUUCUUGUGAACUGGUAUCACCGGAAAUAUGGCCACGCAAACGGUGAAACCGUGGUGAAUGAACUGCGGCAACAGUACCACGUCCCGGAUAUGAGAGUAGUCGUUCGGAAGGCUGCGAAACGCUGCAGUUGGUGCUCGGUGUACCGAGUAUUGCCUCAGGUUCCGAAAAUGGGUCCGCUACCGGUGGCCCGGAUCACCCCCUACGUCAGAGCUUUCACUUUCGUAGGACUGGACUAUUUCGGGCCAUUGACAGUUCGCGUUGGACGGGCGAAAGCCAAGCGUUGGGUGGCAUUGUUUACUUGCCUGACGACCAGGGCCAUCCAUUUGGAGGUUGCGGCUUCGUUAACAACGGACUCUUGCAAGCAAGCUAUACGGAGGUUCAUCGCAAGGCGAGGAGCUCCCCAGGAAAUUUAUUCGGAUCAGGGUACAAAUUUCCAAGGUGUUCGUAGUGAAAUGGACAAAGAAAUGCGGUCUAUCAACAAGUCGUUGGCUUCCACCAUAACCAACCAAAGGACCCAGUGGAAGUUCAAUCCUCCGUACGCCCCUCACAUGGGUGGCGUGUGGGAGAGGCUCGUGCGCUCCGUUAAGAAAGGGCUUAGCUGCUUACUAACGGAUAGAAAUCCCGACGAUGAAGCUUUGACUACUGUGCUUGCAGAAGUAGAAUCGCUUGUCAACUCACGCCCAUUGACAUAUUUGCCCCUGGAAAGCGAAGAGCACGAAGCCUUGACGCCCAACCAUUUUUUGCUCUUGAACUCCAGUGGGGUGGUUCAACCUGCUGUACGACCGAUGGAUGAUGCAGCAGCUCUGCGUUCCAGUUGGAAUGCUAUCCAGGUCAUGCUGGACAAUUUCUGGAAGCGUUGGCUCAAGGAAUAUCUCCCGGUGAUAUCUCCUCAGUCGAAAUGGUUUGGGGAGACGCGCAAUGUUGAAGUCGGCGAUUUGGUGAUGAUUGCCAGCGAUAAGGAGCGAAACAGCUGGACGCGAGGAAGAAUACUCCGAAUUUAUCCAGGGAAAGACCGGAGAGUUCGGCGAGUCGACGUGCAAACUACGAUGGGAAUUCAGCAACGUCCGGUGUCGAAGUUGGCUAUACUGAACGUCGCUGUAGAUCCAGGUAUAGCUGAAGGUUCUGGCAGCAAUACGGGUGGGGGUAUGUACGCGACCGAACCCAUGGCGUUCAGUACCGCCCAUGUAGAUGCGCUACCAACUACCGACACUACAACAAAUCUACCGCUGUCACCAAAUGACAAUCAACAGAACAAUAACCAACCUAAUCCUAUGACACAAAACAACAGAAAGCCAUAGAAAGAACACGUGAAUUAUUUAGUGCUAAAUUUGUUGAAAUUUGUUUUCCCUAAAAUUAUCAUUAAAAACUAAACACAAAACAUUGAAGAAUAAAUAGUUACAAACGACGGACAGACACAAAGAAAACUAAAAACUGUAAGUUAACCUAAAUUUGCUAAAAAUCAUGCAAUUAAUGAAUAAAAUUUAUUAUAGCUUGAAGCUUACUCCACCAAAAAAGCGAGUUUGUCUGGAGAG